UAUGACUUUACGGAUGGCUGUGUGCUCCAUGCUGUUAACUUCGGCAUCGAAAACUGUACAAUUUUUCAUUGGGAUUGCUGUCGUCUGCUCCAAUCGGCAACGGAACUGGUUUGCACUGGAUUUACUUGAUUGAUUUCGCCAAGGUUGCGUCUCUGCCGGCAGGAUGUCAAAUUGUUAUUCUCGUUUCGUGGCGCGAUAUCCCCUGGUGGUCGUAUUGAUAGUCAUCCUCAUCCUCAGCCUCGCUCUGACCGGGAUCUUGGUCCACCGUCCGCCCUUGAUUCCCGAUCUAUCCAAUCAAAUGAAGGGCUUCGAACCAAGAGGUACCAAGAUCAAGAAUGCCAGCUUAGCAAUGUAUCACCUCCAAGCCGGUAUCCGCAAGGGUAAAUUCAGCUACUUACCAAAGCCUACGCGAUGGUACCCGGGGUUGGAGGACUACCCCUUGCCUACUUUAGCCCCUGCUGGCUCCCGUGACUCGAGCCUUCCUCAAGAUACCAUCGAGUCUUCCGACUUUGCGUCAGAUGUUUUAUACCAGUGUCGCUUGUAUGAACCUAUAGGUAAAGAAAGAGUGAAACUAUUCAUCAAGGGAAAGUUCGGAGGUGACAUUUUCUCGUCUUCCGUCAUGCGCACAAUCUGCAAAAUGGACACCGAAGUCAUCAUGGCGUAUCCCGGUGUCAACAAAACAUGUCCGUCGUUAUCAAUAGGACAUUAUGUUGGUGUGAUGAGGCGUAAAGCAUGUGCAGACCUAACCGACACUGACGUCACGAUGGCGAAAAAAAUCAUCCGCGCGUGCGCGCGGGAUUUCUACAAUGGCUUCCUAUUAUCAGACUGCUACCAAAAUCCGCAUAAGUGCCCGGGUGUUCAAAACAUGUGCACGGAAUACAACGUUGUUUAUAAUAUCUUCACCUAUCUGAUGGACAGCAAUUUCAUGAACCCCGCAGUUGAUUUAAUACCAAAGGACAAAGGCUCAAUGACGGUCGUUCAUCUACCCAUGACAAGGAUGGAUGAAAAACUGACGGAUAGUUUCUACCAGGAUGUUUACAAAGCUGGGAAAUUACAACCGAGGAAUUUACGCGUAAUUUCGAUUGACGUCAUAAAAAAUAGUAUCAUAUUUGAUUCCUAUUUCAAUUCAGACGUCGGGUUGAUAUCUCUCGGGGUAUUUGUUGCUCUGCUGAUGAUGUGCAUGUUCUUCCAAGAGGUCGUCGUAGCCGUGGCAACUACCGCCUGCUUCGGAAUGACCUGUGUCAUUUCAUACUUUUUUUACCACGUCAUCUUUGGAUUGGACUUCUUUCCUUAUGUUAAUUUCUGUGCCGUCCUCAUUUACAUAAUAAUAGGAGCAGACGUCAUUUACUUGGCCUUUGACCUAUGGCAUCAGGUAAAACUCGCGAAACCCGAGGCUACACUUGAAGAAAGAUUGUCAAGCGUGCUUCAUCAUACAGCAUUGUCGAACUUCGUGGCAUCUUUUACAAUUGCUUCCGUUUUCUAUGCAAAUUAUUCAAACAACAUCACUUCCAUUCGCCUUUUUGGAAUGCUCUCCGGAACGGGAAUAGUUGUGAAUUUUUGUCUUGUCAUGACAGUAGUGCCCGCCAUCUUAGUUUUAAACGAAAAAGUAGUGCAGAAGAGUAAGGAGUAUCUAAAACGUGAACAGGAUAGCACAAAACGAAACGAAACGGAAAAUUCGUCAACGCAGCGGAAAAAUUCGUGUCAUUUGUGCGUUGAAGGAUUAGUCAAAAGGAUAAAGGGUUUUAGGAAUUUUGUAUAUGGAAGUUGCUUGCCAAUGAUAGUGUUACGGUUCUGGUACGUUUGGAUAGCUGGAUUUACCAUUUUCGGUAUUGGCGGUCUCAUAUGCAUUUACUAUUGGCCUAAUAUUACGUUCCCUCGAUAUAAAGGUAUCCGGACGUUCCAAGAAGACCAUCCUCUCGGCACCUUCAUGAAUCUAAACAACAAAUUUAAUCACUUAUUACUAUCUGAUCGUGACACAGAAGGGGCCAAUCCGCAGAAUUUUACAAUUCAGAUAGUCUUCGGGACGUUACCAGCUGACAAUGGUAACUGGCUUGACCCAAAUGAUCGAGGAACUACAGUGUUUGACACACGAUUUGAUUUUUACCACCCGCGGACUAUAGAGUGGCUUCACCAGUUCUGUCAUCGCCUUGUUGCGCAGCCGUUUUUAGGGACACACAGCAGGAAGCUGAAGUGUACCAUGGAUCUCAUACCGCCCGCAAUGGCCCGGCCCUGCAGGGACGCAGCAGUCCCUAAAGUAGACCAUUCCCCGUGUUGCGAGAGGCCGGUCUCCCACUUUCCAUACCAUCGCGAAACAAUGGUAAAAUGUUUCGCAAAGUUGUUCCAAUAUUUGGUGUAUGAUAACAGCAGUGCCAGUCCAUUUCAAUUUCUAGGCAAGCCACUCUUCGACAGCCGAGAUAACAUUACAGUAUUCAUCUUCAGUGUUGUUACGACAGACCACUGGUCCGCAGAGUAUAACGCAGUCGCAGCCUUCUACAAGAAAAUAAAAAGGUUCGUGAAGGUUUCUCGGCAAGGUGCUCCAACUGGUCUAGACAGUGCCUGGUUCUUUUCUUCUUUUGAUUUCUAUGACCUCCAGGUGGCGCUCCGACCGACUAGUACUUUGGCCAUCGCCAUCGCGUUUGGCAUAGUGUCUUUGGUCAUUCUCGUGACGACUAUGAACUUCCUGCUGACCAUCUACGCGGCCGUCUCAAUCAUUUUCGCAACUGCUGUCUCAGUGGGGAUCCUCAUCUUCCUAGGGUGGGAGCUCAAUCUUCUAGAAUGCGGAAUAUUAUCAAUAUCAGUUGGAUUAUCGACCAGCAACACUGUUCGUUACGCCAUUGCCUACCGCCAGUCCGAUUACAUCAAGAGAGACGACCGAGUAAAAGACUCCUUCACGCAAGUUGGACCGGCGGUCUGCAUGACAACACUCACAAUUUUCACCUCCGCCUUGUGCGUUUUGCCUGCUGUUUAUUUCGGUGUAUACCAAGUGACUACGUAUACUCUCAUCGUAACUUUCGUAAGUUGGCUUUAUUCGACUUUCUAUUUCCAAGCGCUGUGUGUCAGGUUCGGCCCUAGCGGCGGUUUCUUGCAGGUUCCAGCCCCUGGGAGUUGCAAUAACAGUGAUAAGGAUGAGGAGGAUGAAGACGAUUUGGAUUCCGAUGAUCUUGAGAAUGGGACUGCGUCUUUUAUCGAAGAGUUCACCAUGAUAACUGAUCUUCGAUCAAACUCGUUACCUCGAAAGAAACCAAUGAGGCCGAAUUCGGUUCAUAAUGUGAUCGUUUCGGACGCUAAUAAUAUUCCGCUUGAUUACUGUCCUCAUCGGCGCUACAGCCGGAUGCGGGAUAGUAUGAAAUCCCUGUCUACGAGCCCGGCGCGAUCUGCAAGCUUCUCCAGGCAUAGGUGCAGCACAGCGCAUUGUGCUGUGAGACCCAUCAGCCCACCGUGUGCCACGCGGAGAGUCAAUGCAGGUUGUCCGCACCGCCGCCCGACGUACUCCGUACGAUCUCUUGAUCGAAUCCCAAACCACUUCCAGCACUACCCAGAGACACCAUCGACUGAGUACCUUGACCAGGAUAUCCCUACACCGUCUCCUCUCCCUACUCCCUCUCCUCUCCCAACGCCCUCCCCUCUUCCAAGCCCCUCGCCGCCGCCGCCUCCCCCGCCUCCACCACCGGACUCCCCUAUCUACAGAAUCAGGUACGCACCUACAAGUCCAGCGCCAGUCCGCACAGCAAGUUUAGAUUUCUUGUCCACAGGUAGACGGACGCAUAAACGACGAGUUACAGAAAUCUGAAGCUGGCUGCGGAGAUUGAGAUGUGUAGGGGCUGCACUCGUCUGGGUGUCAAGAUGCCUCGACGUCAAAGUCAAACAAUUCUCCUGUUCAAUUAAUUUCCCCCAAUGCUCUCGUGCCAUGGUUAGCGUCAUUAAACACCCUUUCGUUUAACGGACAUACACGGCUGACAGGAACAUCAUACCAUUACCCUAAAAGUUGUUGGCAUCGUUCCUGACGACAUGCCGUCACUAGAAGACCGAAGUCUCAAGUCGGAAGAGUAGACGAGAGACAAGAGGUUGCGUAUUACGUCUGUCCAACUCACGGCCGAAACAAAUGACGAUUAAAAAUCCUAAUGUUUGGUAUCAAUACUUUUCUUCACAUCGACAUCAAUGAUACAUCGAUUUCAUCGUCAUCUAUCGUCUUAUCACGGAAAACCCUCGUAUGUCAUAACCAUUCAUCAUCUCAUUACACAGCUGAUGAUCAUCCUCACCAGUAUAUCUCAUUU
Molecule: messenger RNA, 4274 nt
Organism: Lineus longissimus
Lineage: Eukaryota; Metazoa; Nemertea; Pilidiophora; Heteronemertea; Lineidae
Product: protein dispatched homolog 1-like
Exons: 4
Coding region: 164-3790 (1208 amino acids)
Biological process (GO): smoothened signaling pathway
Cellular component (GO): membrane
Molecular function (GO): transmembrane transporter activity
Source: RefSeq, a predicted model, not a curated record